AUUGAUUUCCGUUGUGGGUUCGCAGGAAUGCGGCGCGUCUCCCCUUUCCCCUGAGCGCGUUCCAGACGGCGCAGCGCUCUGUGAGGUAAGCGGACCUCCGAGCCUCUGAUUGGAAGAGACGCGUUCUUAGGAAUGUCAUGAAACUAGUUAAAUAGCACUUUGUCCUCUCCGGCAAUAGAGUAUGAGCUGCUUACAAAGCGGGAAAAGUUACGAAGUGGACUGAAACCCAUCAUAUCUGGAAACUCGUAUAAUCGGAAUUACCAGAAGUUCUUGGACUAUACUUAUCUAUUUUUUUUUAACAAGGAAGCAGGAGCAAGAGAAGAGGCUCUACAAUGAAGUUAACAGGAAUAUUUUUAUUAGUGAUGCUUUGGAGCUGCGAUGGCGCGAGAGUGGCAGAAAGCAGAGACGACAACAGCGUUUACGACCUGUUCGAGCUCGUUCAAGUGCCUAAGAAGAACCACGGGGUCAUGCUGGUGAAGGGAGAAGACCCCUACAGUCCCGCCUACAAGAUCAUGAACCCAGACCUGAUCCCGCCGGUGCCCGAGGGCGCCUUCCGAGACCUGGUGGAUUCCGUGCAGGCGGAGCGCGGCUUCCUGUUCCUGGUCAACUUCAAGCAGGCGCGGCGCACCAGGGGCUCCCUGUUCACCGUAGAGAAACGCGAUGGCUCCGGCACCCUGUUUGAGGUGGUCUCCAACGGCAAAGCCAACACGCUGGACAUCGUGUUCGCCACGGAAAAUAAGCAGCAAGUGGUGUCCAUGGAGGAAGCCGACCUGGCCACGGGUCAAUGGAAGAACAUUACACUCUUCGUCCAGGAGGACAGGGUGCACUUUUAUGUCGGAUGUGAGGAGGUGAACAACGCCGAGCUGGACGCAUCCAUCCAGAGCGUGCUCACUCUGGAAACCCCAAGCGUCGCCAACAUGAGGAUCGGCAAGGGAGCCGUAAAUGACAGAUUCAUGGGUGUGCUUCAAAACGUCCGGUUCGUUUUUGGCACCACGCUGGACGCAAUACUGAGGAAUAAAGGAUGCCAAAACUCCGUUACUGACAUCAUAACUCUACAUAAUCCGGUUAAUGGAUCCAGCCCUGCAAUCAGGACUGAUUAUACUGGCCACAAAACAAAAGAUUUGCAAAUGAUUUGUGGCUAUUCCUGUGAGGAUAUUGCUAGCAUGUUUAAAGAACUAAAGACCCUCGGUGUAAUGGUGAAAGAUCUGACUGAAAAACUACGCCAAGUGACAACUGAGAACACUUUGCUUGGUGGAACCUUGGGAAGACAUUCAGUCUGUUUGCAUAAUGGCAUAUUGCAUAAGAACAAGGAAGAAUGGACGGUGGAUGACUGCACUGAGUGCACCUGCCAGAACUCAGCGACUAUAUGUCGUAAGAUUUCCUGUCCGUUGCUUCCCUGUGCCAAUGCAACUGUUCCUGAUGGGGAAUGCUGCCCCAGAUGUGGAACUCCCAGUGACUAUGCUGAAGAUGGCUGGUCCCCCUGGUCUGAAUGGACCCAUUGUUCUGUGUCCUGUGGAAAGGGCGUUCAGCAGCGUGGCCGCUCUUGUGACCGGAUCAAUAACAACUGUGAGGGCACAUCUGUACAAACAAGAGACUGCUACCUCCAGGAGUGUGACAAACGCUUUAAGCAAGAUGGCAGCUGGAGCCACUGGUCACCAUGGUCCUCUUGCUCAGUAACCUGUGGAUCAGGAGUUAUCACACGUAUUCGUCUGUGCAACUCUCCUACUCCCCAGAUGGGAGGAAAAGAGUGUCAGGGCCAAGGCAGGCAGACUGAGAAAUGUGAGAAGUCACCAUGUCCAAUCAAUGGUGGUUGGGGGCCAUGGUCACCUUGGGAUACCUGUUCUGUAACCUGUGGCGGUGGUGUCCAAACUCGCAAGCGUCUUUGUAAUAGUCCACCACCCAAGUAUGGUGGCAAAGAAUGUGUUGGCGAUGGAAAGGCAACUCAACUGUGCAACAAGCAAGCUUGUCCUAUUGAUGGAUGUCUAUCCAAUCCCUGUUUUGCUGGAGCCAAGUGUACAAGCUUUCCAGAUGGUUCUUGGAAAUGUGGAAAAUGUCCAACAGGCUACACUGGAAAUGGCAUUGACUGCAAAGAUGUUGAUGAGUGCAAGGAGGUUCCUGAUGCUUGCUUCGAAUUCAAUGGAGUCCAUAGAUGUGAAAAUACUGUACCUGGGUACAACUGCUUGCCAUGUCCUACACGCUACAAUGGUCCACAGCCAUUUGGCCGUGGAGUGGAGGAUGCUGCUUUAAAGAAACAGGUGUGCACACCUCGUAAUCCCUGCCUUGAUGGAAGCCAUGACUGCAAUAAGAAUGCCCGGUGCAACUAUUUGGGCCAUUUUGCAGACCCCCUGUUCCGCUGUGAGUGCAAGCCUGGCUAUGCUGGGAAUGGACACAUCUGUGGAGAGGACACAGAUCUGGAUGGCUGGCCAAAUGCUGACCUUGUUUGUGUGGAGAAUGCUACCUAUCACUGCAAGAAGGACAACUGCCCAAACCUUCCAAAUUCUGGUCAGGAGGACUAUGAUAAGGAUGGAAUUGGCGAUGCUUGUGAUGAUGACGAUGAUGAUGAUGGCAUCCCCGAUGACAGGGACAACUGCCCAUUCGUGUUUAAUCCCAGACAGUACGACUAUGACCGGGAUGAUGUUGGUGACCGAUGUGACAACUGUCCAUACAAUAGCAACCCUGACCAGACUGACACAGACAACAAUGGUGAAGGUGAUGCAUGUGCCGUGGACAUUGAUGGAGAUGGUAUUCUAAAUGAAAUGGAUAACUGUCCUUAUCUGUACAAUGUGGAUCAAAAAGAUACUGAUCAAGAUGGAGUUGGUGACCAGUGUGAUAACUGCCCCUUGGAGCAUAAUCCUGACCAGCUUGAUUCAGACUCUGACCUGGUAGGAGACAAAUGUGACAGCAAUCAGGACAUUGAUGAAGAUGGUCAUCAAAACAACCUGGACAACUGCCCUUAUAUUCCAAAUGCCAACCAGGCUGACCAUGACAAAGAUGGCAAAGGAGAUGCUUGUGAUUAUGAUGAUGACAAUGAUGGUAUCCCUGAUGAUAAAGAUAAUUGUAGAUUGGUUUUCAAUCCAGAUCAGCUGGACACUGAUGGUGAUGGACGUGGUGAUGUUUGUAAGGAUGACUUUGACCAAGACAAUGUUCUAGACAUCUACGAUGUCUGCCCAGAGAACUUUGACAUCAGUGAGACUGACUUCCGCAAGUUCCAGAUGGUGCCUCUGGACCCCAAGGGCACAUCCCAGAUUGAUCCUAACUGGGUAGUCCGUCACCAGGGCAAAGAGUUGGUUCAGACAGUUAACUGUGACCCAGGCAUUGCUGUUGGUUUUGAUGAGUUUAAUGCAGUGGACUUCAGUGGAACCUUCUUUAUAAAUACAGAGAGAGAUGAUGAUUAUGCAGGAUUUGUGUUUGGUUACCAAUCCAGCUCCCGCUUUUAUGUGGUGAUGUGGAAGCAGAUAACUCAGACCUACUGGUCCAGCACACCCACCAAGGCACAGGGUUACUCAGGGCUGUCAAUCAAAGUGGUUAACUCAACCACUGGACCAGGGGAACACCUAAGAAAUGCCCUCUGGCAUACUGGGGAUACUCCUGGACAGGUCCGAACUCUCUGGCAUGACCCUAAGAAUGUUGGUUGGAAGGACUUUACUGCCUACAGAUGGCAUCUGACUCACAGACCAAAAACAGGACACAUAAGGGUUGUUAUGUAUGAAGGAAAGAAGAUUAUGGCAGAUUCUGGAAGAAUUUAUGACAAAACGUAUGCAGGUGGACGACUAGGUCUUUUUGUCUUCUCACAAGAGAUGGUAUACUUCUCCGACCUUAAAUAUGAAUGCAGAGAUGCUUAACUGCACAGACAGGAGGGUUUUGGAAAAUGGCACCUUUCUGUAUAAUUAAGAAUAUGUAUUCCGUGCAAAGUCCAGGGACAGAUUUUCCACUAAAUUAUUUUUGUGGCAUGCACUCUGGUGGGGCAACAAGUGGAUUUAUGGUAAACAAUGCUGGUUUGGACAAAGCCAACAGAGCUGACUGGAGAUUCAGGACCCCUCCACUAAGACCAGGUAGAGCAGAACCAAGCCCCCAAUUGCUUUGCUUGGAAAACAAAAAUCUCUCUAAAUAAACCACAUUCAUAUCUGUGCAGGAAUGCCCCUUUAUGCAAACAUCAAUGCACUUGACUACAUUCUUUCAUUGCAUAAUUUUUUUCCCCUGUGUGGAUGCCGAAAGAUGGGAUCAUUUCUUAUAUUCUUUGAAAUUUGCCCAGUAUUUAUUAUUAUCUCAAGAUCACUUUACAACGACAAUUUUGAACAGUUUAAACAGGGUAUAGAGAGUUUAUUAUGCUAGGACGAAUUGCUAAAUAGCACAUUUUCCAUGCAGAUAUUAUGAUGUUUAUAAUAUUAAUUUGUGGAACAAACAAAAUUUAAGAUUAAACAUUUUAAUUGUGCUUAAAAUAACAGCAGCAAUAACAAAAAAAUUGAACAUCAACACCAAGACCCCUAAGUGGAUCCAAUGAAUGCACAGUAAUUGGGUUAGCAGUGCUUCAAACUAAAAUUUCAUUUACUUUCUAAACAUCAGUAAAUAUGGAAAACUAAAAUUAGUUAAAUUAGUUUUCUUAGAGUGAGACUAGAUUAGAAAGAAAGAAAACUUUCAGAAGGAGACUGAAGAAGGCUUGGAAAGAGCCAGGGUUCAAAAUCAGCAUUUAAUUUUUUAGUAACUUUUUAAAACUAAAAAAUCUGAAAAGGAAAAACUCUUGCAAAAUAUGUGUUGGGAUGAUGGACUAUGAAUUCUUCAUUACGCAUUAGUUAAUGAAUAGGUGGCAUUCAUUCUUGUGAGAAUAUUCUUGUGCUGUUCUAAAAAUUCAAUGUAACUUAUUUAUCAUUUAUAAUAGAAUAAUAUAUUCUAAUUCCAUUUUUAAACAUCUGAUUCUUAAGACAGACUGCUUCCCAAAAAUUUGCAGUGUCACUGGUCAUAGCUAUCUGCUGAACACACUCUGUUCUGCUUUUUUAGACCACAUUCAUAGAUGGAAAGAGAAAGAGUAAGGAAAACUUUGAUGUACAAAUAUUACCUCAAAAUCGUCAUAAAAUUUGAUCAAAUAAACCUAUUUCUACUUUUAUUAUGCUGAAAAGCAAAAUGGUCUCCUAAUGCUACUGUAGCACAAGCUGUAAAUAGUGUUACAUUCCUUCUUCAGAUAGAAUACAGCCUCGGAUUUGCUUAAUAAACAAAGAUAAAAAGUGUUUUGUUGAAUUUUUGUUUUAUUAUAUUAGUGCUUUUCAGUGUCCAGUACUUUUUAAACAGAUAAAUUAUUGUACUGUUUGUUGUCUUUAAGACCAUGUGUCAAAUGAGAAUACAUGUAUGUACAUGUGCGUGUGUGUGUGCAUGCAUUUGUGUGUGUGUGUGUGUGUGUGUGUGUGUGUGUGUGUGUGUGUGUGUGUGUAGAUAAAUGCUAUUUAAAUAAUUUAUCAUGGAAUGCAGCCUCAGGAGGCAUAUCCAUCUGUAUAAAUGGUUUGCACACUGACGUGAGGAUGUUCUGUUCUUUAUUGUUUUUACCAUUUUUUGUGUAAAACUAGCGAUGCUUGUCUGUAAACAUUUUUACUUAGGUGUACAAUAAAAUGCUAUUUUUAUCAUAUAGCAAAUAUUUUGGUAUGUACUGCAGAAAAAUAAAUAUAUUUAAAAACUCACAA
This is a messenger RNA of Silurus meridionalis, 5669 nucleotides long. It is a transcript of the gene thbs1b, whose product is annotated as thrombospondin 1b. Gene Ontology annotation, molecular function: calcium ion binding; protein binding. Gene Ontology annotation, cellular component: extracellular region. NCBI's taxonomy places the organism in Eukaryota, Metazoa, Chordata, Actinopteri, Siluriformes, Siluridae. The transcript has 23 exons. The record is from RefSeq and is a predicted model, not a curated record. Bases 333 to 3842 code for a protein of 1169 amino acids. Gene Ontology annotation, biological process: cell adhesion; negative regulation of angiogenesis.